CACGUCUCCGGGGCGGUUGGAGUUGUACUUUUGCCGGGCACCGCCGAUGGAUUGCCUUCUCCUUCCCGCAAGCCGCGACUGCUCUACUUCCCCACAAAACCGAACCAGCUCCCCUCCUCUCGCAUCUCCCUCCUGCAAUCUCUCUCUCCCAGUUCGACUCUGCGCUGCUACUCGUAGCUCGCCCGCUGAGAUGGACGGCAGCAGCCUCAAGUCCGCGCAGCUCCUGGAGCAGAUGCGCCUGCACAUGGCCACCGACGCCGGCAAGGAGCUCACCAAGAAGGUCGGCCUCGUCUACCAGCUCAACAUCGCCCCCAAGAAGCUCGGCGUUGACGAGGAGAUCUUCGUGGUCGACCUCAAGAAGGGCGAGGUCAGCAAAGGACCGUACCAGGGGAAGCCGGAUGCUACCUUCUCCUUCACUGACAACGAUUUCCUUGGAAUCGCCAGCGGCAAGACGAACCCGCAGAUUGCGUUCAUCCGCGGAGCUAUUAAGAUCAAGGGGAGCAUAGCCGCUGCGCAGAAGUUCACCCCUGACAUCUUCCCCAAGCCAGCGAAGCUGUAGAAGGUUAGAUUGUAUUAUUUGGGCGUGGUUGGAUAAUAAGGUUUGCAGGCCUCAACCGCUGUGUACCUGAUAGCAUGAGUGGAAUACAUGAACAACACACGACCAUCUGAUCUUUAUCAGUGGAAUUUGGAUAAUGCCUUGGUUAAUCUGUCACUUAAAAUGAGCUCAAUGUUCGUCUCUGGUGAUUACUGCUUUGCCUUUCUGCUUGAUUACAAUAAGCAAUCCGAUGCUAAGUCGAUGUCCCUGGUGAUAGUUCAGUGGUUAUGUCCUUAUUUUGAUUGAGAUUAUGUAACAGUUUUGGGCUUGCUCUGUCGAGCUACAUUAGUUUUAUAUUCACAUAUUCUCAACUUAUUUCA
Setaria italica (foxtail millet) is the source of this 915-nucleotide messenger RNA. RefSeq names its product peroxisomal multifunctional enzyme type 2. Gene Ontology annotation, cellular component: cytosol. The transcript has 4 exons. The record is from RefSeq and is a predicted model, not a curated record. The coding region runs from base 47 to 559 and encodes 170 amino acids. Lineage: Eukaryota; Viridiplantae; Streptophyta; Magnoliopsida; Poales; Poaceae.